AUGGAGGAGAUCAUGAGGGAGAAGGCAAGGAUAGCGAGGAGGAUGAAGCCAUUCGCGCUCGGGAGGCAGCGGUAUGCGGAGUUGAUCAGCGCGGUGAGGGAGGAGGUGCGCAAGGUCAGGGGCGACGUCGUCGACAUGUGCCUCAAACUCUACCGGUCAGCUACGACUGCAGGCCGUCGACCACGUCCGGCCCUACUUCCAGCAUCCCGUCAAGGCGCUUCUGCCGCUGUACGCUUGGACUAUGUUCCUUCCCCAGACAACGGCGGCAGGCGCAUAACCGUCCUCGCAGACAGCGCACAUAACCCCGCAUCCUCAACCACCCUCGCAUCCUACAUCUCGCAUCCCCUCUCUAUUGCCAGCGCUAACACCCACACCUCCAAUCCCCACCGAACGACCCACCUAAACUAUAUCCUCGUCCUCUGCCAUUCCUCACCCAAAACCCCCCUCUGGACGCUCUCCCAUGUCCUCACCCUCUCUACUCCUCUCUCUUCUUCUUCUUCGUCGUCAAUGCCAAUAUUCGACCCCCCCCUCACCUGUCGCGUCCACAUCGUCCUCGAAUGCACAGAUGCCAGCGACUUCUUCAAGAUCGAACAACGUCGAAUCGCCCUCGCCCUCGCCCGGUUCGUCUUCGUCCCCCCGCGCUGA
Messenger RNA from Stereum hirsutum FP-91666 SS1, 645 nucleotides. RefSeq lists its product as uncharacterized. The record is from RefSeq and is a predicted model, not a curated record. The coding region runs from base 1 to 645 and encodes 214 amino acids. The transcript has 2 exons. NCBI's taxonomy places the organism in Eukaryota, Fungi, Basidiomycota, Agaricomycetes, Russulales, Stereaceae.